This is a messenger RNA of Paramuricea clavata, 552 nucleotides long. Lineage: Eukaryota; Metazoa; Cnidaria; Anthozoa; Malacalcyonacea; Plexauridae. The record is from the annotation of a GenBank genome assembly.
AUGACUUGGGGCGACGUGAAAUUACAUAAAACGGUCUCUGGCGAGGAAUAUUUGGAAUACAACGAAAGGCAAACGAAAACACGCUCGGGGGAAAACACCAGAGAUGUGCGAAAAGUAACUCCAAAAAUGUUUUCCGUACAAGGAAAUAAAAGAGAUCCUAUUGCUGCGUACAAACUUUUUGCGGAAAAACGUCCGGCAGAAAUGAACAGCGACGAUAGCCCAUUUUAUCUUGCUGUAAACAAUUUAAAGAAACCUGAAUCCGUUUCAUGUAAAGCUUGGUUCAAAAAAGCCCCCGCCGGGGUUAAUAAACUAAAUUCGAUAAUGAAGAACAUGGCUGCGAAAGCUGGACUUACUACCAAAUUUACCAACCACAGCGGAAGGAAAACAAUGAUGCAGGCCUUGGUAAACCAAAACUUUCCACAUUAUUCAACUGUCGGGCCACAAGAACCUGCAGAGUGUUACUCAUUAUUCCACUGUCAACAAGUCACAGCAAAUGGAAAUGUCGAGAACUCUCAGUUCAGUUGCCACUGGAAAGCUGAGUCAUUUGUCUAA